AUAGCUGGAAAGCGGAGUCAGUCACAUCGAUAAAAAAAAAAAAAAAAGGGCGGGAAAGGAAGGGUGUGUCAAAAUUUUGAGAGCCACUCCCAGUUUUGCACCCUCCCACAAAAUCAAAAUCUUCGUUCCGUGUUUUAGCAAUCGGUAGAGAGCGAGACACGGUUUCUGCAUUAUUGCUUUCAGAGGGACUCAUUGCAGUCAUUGAUUGUAAGCAAUGGAGAAAACGCCCAAACAAGGUUCCAAUGCAUCACUUUUUCCUUCUACUGGAAUUGGAUCGAGGUUCUCCAAUUUGAACAAGUCUUUCAAAUAUUCUCUCAGAUCUUUGCUCACUUCAUGCUCAAAGGAGGAAUUUUAUAAAGCAUUUUCAAGUUUCUCUAACACUGAAAAGGAAUUGCUCCAUCGCCUAUUUCUUCAGGUCAUUACUUCGUUGCAUGAAAACUUAGAGGAUGGGUUUGAGACGGUCUGUCUUCAAACACAGGCAGGAGCUACUCUUGAUGCUGUGGAGGAAAUUGUGGAAGAACAAGAUCUGGAUGUCUUAUUUUCAGAUAGGAGUAACAUAAUGGAUGUUGCUGAGAAUCUGUCUAUGGCAAAGAAGAAUGAAAUCCAACACUUAAAGCAUAUGGUUCAAUUGGGAGAGGAACAUAAUCAAAUGUUGCGCACUCGACUGCAACUCCUUAGAGAAGGCAAUCAAGUGUUAUCUGGUGCCUCACAAGCUGUUGAGAAGUUCAAAAGCAUGAAUGUAAAUUAUGGGGCAAACAGCGGUGAUGGCCAUGAUGUAUAACAUGUCUUGCUCAUUCUCUCCUGCAAAUUGACGAAGGUUCAUUCUCUGGUGAAUAAUUCCCAUUGUUUUAUGUUGUAGCAAUGUUUCUUAAGAUUCUUACUUCACGAGUAAGUCUACCUUAGUCCUUGAGAUUAUAGGGUCAUGUAUUUUAGAAGCUAAGAUUUUAAAAAUCGUGCAUUAGUUCCUGACUUUAUAAAACAUACUAAUUUGCUUUAGUCUUUUUUAUAUUUUAUUUUUCAUUAUCGUUUUUACACUAGUAAGAACUGAAGUGAAUGUUAACAUUGUAUAUUAUCAUUAUUAAUUUAAGUUCUGUGAAAAAACAAAGUA
This is a messenger RNA of Glycine soja, 1108 nucleotides long. RefSeq lists its product as uncharacterized. Gene Ontology annotation, biological process: chromosome segregation. The coding region runs from base 215 to 781 and encodes 188 amino acids. Lineage: Eukaryota; Viridiplantae; Streptophyta; Magnoliopsida; Fabales; Fabaceae. Gene Ontology annotation, cellular component: MIS12/MIND type complex. The record is from RefSeq and is a predicted model, not a curated record. The transcript is spliced from 10 exons.